Messenger RNA from Myotis myotis, 355 nucleotides. Its product is annotated as anaphase-promoting complex subunit 13-like. The record is from RefSeq and is a predicted model, not a curated record. NCBI's taxonomy places the organism in Eukaryota, Metazoa, Chordata, Mammalia, Chiroptera, Vespertilionidae. Gene Ontology annotation, cellular component: anaphase-promoting complex. The coding region runs from base 1 to 297 and encodes 98 amino acids. The transcript has 2 exons. Gene Ontology annotation, biological process: protein K11-linked ubiquitination.
AUGGAUAAAAGUGAAAAAAGCAAACACAGCAAAAUGUUCAUUAAGAAUCUAGAGGCUCGGAGCUGCAGGAGAACGGACAGUGAAGUACAGAGAGAUGGAAGGAUCUUGGAUUUGAUUGAUGACGCUUGGCGAGAAGACAAGCUGCCCUACGAGGAUGUGGCAAUACCACUGAAUGAGCUUCCUGAACCUGAGCAGGACAACGGUGGCACCACAGAAUCUGUUAGAGAACAAGAGAUGAAGUGGACCGACUUGGCCUUACAGUACCUGCGCGAGAACGUCCCCCCCGUAGGAAACUGACAUCUGGCUCCCUUCUCAUGGACAGAAAUUUUUUUUUAAUACAGAGAUACAGAAUGCU